CGACCCUUUUCAUGAGUUAUCAUCUCAUGUCCGACGUUGCACCUCCACCGAAACGGCGCCAUGGCGGAUUCGACAAGCCCAGAGCCUGACACCAAGCGCCGAAAGCUUCGGAAGGGAACCAAGAGCUGCUGGGACUGCAAGAAGCGAAAAGUCAAGUGCACAUUCGAUACGACAUCAAAUACUGUGUGCAUUGCCUGUCGCCGUCGUGCCGCACCAUGCAUCGGCCAAGACCAGCCUGAAGAAGAAUUCCAAGCCCACGCUGAGAGCAAUCGCGACCUGCUUCUCGAUCGCAUUCAGAGAGUGGAAACACUCCUCGAGCAACUGAUUGAAGUUGGCCAUAACGUCGAGAGAGACGUCCCUCUAGCUGGGAUUAGACUGCCUGCACGCAGAAAGUCUGGCUACUUCACUCCGGCCAGUGACUACCAAUCCCACGACUCGUUCAACCCUCCACCAGAAUCAUGUGUCACAACAAGCCACUCUGCUGUUCGCAUGACGGACGAUUGCAGGAAGCUUUCAGAAGAGCUACUCGAGGCGUUUCCUUCCCAAGAAGACAUCAACGUCUUCUGCAAGUCGGACUACAUCGCUACGUUCUACUGCCAUCAAAUUUUCACGAAAUCCGGCGAUCGCCCUGAGCAUGAAGCGUUCGACUUUGUCAACGAUUUCGCUAAGAUCCCCGAUCCUUCCACGACGCCGCCAGUUCUAGUGGCGAAACGAAUGAUCAUCUUGGCUUUGUUCCUGCAGUAUUUUCGAACGCAGCAUACCCACGGUCUUGAAGAAUACCCCCCAACUGUCAUGGACAGAUUGGUGGAUACUGCAGUGCGUUUAGUCACCACGAAUGAAAAAAUCGUUUGCUGUAUCGAAGGUCUUGAGUGUAUCAUACUCGAAGGCGUCUUUCAGUCCAAUGGUGGCAACCUGCGGCGGGCAUGGCUUGCUUUUAGGAAGGCUAUGGUGAUUGCCCAGCUGAUGAAGAUGGACCAUCCGAACCCGCCUCCGGUCAAGGCCCUCGAGGCAAAUGCCAAAAUGAACCCAAAGUUUAUGUGGUUCCGUAUCGUUUAUAUGGACAGCUAUUUGAGUCUCAUGCUUGGUCUCCCACAUGGUGGACAAGAGACUAAUAUGGAGAAUGACGUUCCCGGCGAGACGCCCAGUUGCAGGCUCGAGCGGGCGCACACUCUUAUUGCGAGAAGCAUCAUCGAUCGUAAUAGGCGCGACCCAUUUUCCCAGGACUUCACUACAACACGAAAACUCGACCGAGAGCUCUUGAACGUCGCGAAAGCCCUUCCGGAUAAAUUCUGGCUGCCACCAAACUUUACCACUCUUCAACCAAACACCCGAGAAGCAUUCUGGGAAACGAUGCGGCUUUGCGACCAGCUUCAUCACUAUAAUCUUGUUCAUCUCCUGCACUUACCAUACCUCCUCCGCUGCGAAAAAGAGUCCAGCUACCACACGUAUGCUAAAAUUACCUGCGUCAAUGCCAGCCGCGAGAUACUUCAUCGAUGCAUCGCGUUCCGUAACUUCAACCGCAACAUAGUGGCCAUUUAUUGUCGCACCGCUGAUUUCUUCGCCUUCAUGGCCGGCAUGACAAUACUCCUCGCUCAUAUCGAUAGUCAUAGGCUCGAAGUGGAGGACUGGCGGGCACAUCAACGACUCGGUGACCGCGCUAUGGUAGAACAGCUUCUUGAAAACCUGGAGAAGUUAGGAAAGCACACAAAUGAUAACCUUACUCACAAAAGUGCCGAGCAGCUGCGGCGUUUGCUUGAGAUCGAAAAUGAUACUGCCUGCGGAAUGGGCCAUUCCGCUCACAAUACUGUGUGCUGUCUUGAAGAACACUGUGGCGAGCUUCAGCUCUCAAUACCCUACUUCGGCAUCAUCAAGAUCGGCCGCGCCGGCAUCACAAAGAACUGGCCGACCGAGCCAAAUCCCCUUCAACCGUUGCUAACCGAUAUCCCCGACUCCGUCCACGUAGCCAAUCACCUAUUUUCUACAGCUGGGCUGGCAGCGAGCGUGAAUGACUGGGCAUUUCAGGGUGUCGACGCGGCCUUCUUCGAUAGUUUAAUGAGAGGGACCGUAGAUUGGGAUCAGACACUGCAGGGAAGUGUUCGUUGAAGAUAUACUGUUGCUUGGAUAGAAUGGGGCGCCGCGUGUAAGAUGAAAGACGAGUUACAAGUGUAGCUUGGUGUCGUGCCCUUACCAAGUUCCGUUGUUGGUGGUGAUCCCCGCCAUCACAUCACAUUACAUAAACCGAAGCCUCCUCCCCGAAUCUUCUCCCCCUCUGCCUUCCACCGGCGGCCCCCAAAUACGGAGUUCCUCGACCUUGUUGUAGAGGUCUUCGCGUGCAUUGUGGCUUAUGACGUUAACCCCCUCACCUCACGCUUUCACCCGAUCAGUUCCAAGGGCUCCAAUGGUGGCCAUGGCAAUUAGCCUGAAAAAUAAGUGUCAAUAACACGUUUACAAACAGCUUCUUAGCCUCUUGCCUUUCAGAAAUGCUC
This is a messenger RNA of Lindgomyces ingoldianus, 2486 nucleotides long. RefSeq lists its product as uncharacterized. Lineage: Eukaryota; Fungi; Ascomycota; Dothideomycetes; Pleosporales; Lindgomycetaceae. Gene Ontology annotation, biological process: regulation of DNA-templated transcription. Gene Ontology annotation, molecular function: zinc ion binding; DNA-binding transcription factor activity, RNA polymerase II-specific. The coding region runs from base 61 to 2103 and encodes 680 amino acids. The transcript has 2 exons. The record is from RefSeq and is a predicted model, not a curated record.